This is a messenger RNA of Kwoniella shivajii, 7554 nucleotides long. RefSeq lists its product as uncharacterized. The transcript is spliced from 28 exons. Bases 1 to 7554 code for a protein of 2517 amino acids. Gene Ontology annotation, molecular function: metal ion binding; protein binding. The record is from RefSeq and is a predicted model, not a curated record. NCBI's taxonomy places the organism in Eukaryota, Fungi, Basidiomycota, Tremellomycetes, Tremellales, Cryptococcaceae.
AUGUUUAAACUAUUCAAAGAUCUCACAAGACCUCCUGAGACCUUGGCGCCACCACCGAUAGCCUCGCCUGCGACGCCCUUACCAUACGCAGCCAGGACCCGACCAACAAAUAGAGAUAGGGCACGAAGUAGAUCACCAGGUUCGGUAGCGGGCAGUAGGACAAAGUCUCCUGCUCCACAUGAUGUCACAGCUGGAGAUAGUGGAUGGUCAGUAGGAAUUGAUAUUGGUAGACAGGAGGACGUUGAUGAUGAAGAAGAUGAAACUGAUCCUGAUGCAAUCAAAGUCGUCGAGCUAUUAAGGGAAUUAAGAAGUUUAGAAGAAGGUACAGAUGUAAUGCGUUAUGUGGAAAUACUUUCUCAGCUAAUCUCUAUCCCUGGUCAUUUCCUAUCUCGAAGAGCAUUCCGACGACACACUGGAUUCAGAACUCUCCUCUUGUGUCUGGGUGACGGGUUAGCUUGGUCCUCAAAGGAAGAACUGAAACCCAUCCCGAGCGAAGAGGAAUGGCAAGUACGAGAAGUGCAGCGAAUGGAAGGUGUAAGACUGGCUCUAGAAGUACUGGCAUGGGCAUUAGGUGAUAGAUUGGGAGAAAUCCAUUUCGAGAAACUCGGCGGUCACAUGCUAUUAUUACCAAGUUUAUCUCGACUCACACCCCCUCAAACCCCAUCUGGAUUUCCAAAUUCCUCAGUCAUUGCAGCCAUCCUCGCUCAUAUCUGUAAUAACAAUUAUUCAAUUUUGUCCCUUUUCCAAUCUCCUCCUACCGCUACUUCUGAUCAACCUAUCGCUUCUCUCUUAACACGACGUCUUGGCGAACUCAACAUAAGACCGUCGACUAGUGGUGGAUUGAAACUCCUUUGGGCGUACAUCAGAGGUGAUAAUUCUAAAGGAAAAGGUAAACAAAAACCUUUGAAUAUAUCAGGCCAAUUUGAAGGAGAACAUGGUUCCGAUCAAGCGAAAUUAAUAGAAUUGACAUUUUACGUUCUUUCGGCUGUGACUCAAGCUUCAACUCUGAAUCUAUUCUCCGUCGUCACUCAAUUACCUCAACUUUCCGAGUUCCUCUUAUUACGAUUAUAUGGUCCAGCCGAGAAAAGAUCUUACGUGGUAACUUUCCCUCCGAGAGACGAUUGGAUUCAAUAUGAUCCUCCUACCGAAGAUGAAAAGGCAGAAAAAUGGAUAGCCCCUAACGAAAGUCUGAGAAAAGUAUAUUUAGCUUUAUUUAGACGAUUGCUCGAAGCUGGAAUCACUCAAACCUUGAUUUGGAGAUUGUAUGGUUUAGUCAAAACCAAUUCUUCCGUUGUAGGUGAACAGAAUAACACCAACGGAUCGUCUAACACCGAUUCUUCAAUCAAUACAACAGAAAGAGACUCUUCCGAAAUGAUCUCUUCUCCUGAACCAAUGCUUGAAAUUCCAAAGAUCAAGCCGAAAGGUAAACCGAAUUUACAUGUUGACGUUGAUCGACUUCCGCCCGAUGAAGAGAAAUUACACCUUGAAGUUCUUGAUCUACUGAAACAUGCUAUGAAAUCGCGUUGGCCCGAUGUUUUCGUUUUCAGGGGUGGGAAUGGUGAUACAUUAGGUGGACUACAAUUGAAAGAGACCGGAAAACCUUGGAUGGGAGGUCAUAAGGGUUUUAACUUCUCUUGCUGGUUACAUAUAACCAAACUCAAUCAACCUCUUACUAUAUUUCACAUGUCUCAGAAAGGUUCCAAACAACCUAUAUUCCAAGUUCGAAUUCUGGAAAGUUCUCAAAUUGGAAUAAUGACAUCUGUUCAUACUGCCGAAACUGCUAGCACAAGCACGCCGUCCACGCCCACAACGGAAACUCCACCAUCACCGAGUGAUGGAGAGCUGGUAUGCGGCGCAAAUGACGCUCUGAUACCUCAUUUCCAAUGGGUGCAUUUCGCCAUCGGCUGUAGAAAACCAAAAGGAGCAGAUCUAGGUGAAGUCCGGAUUUUCGUUAAUGGUCAAAGAGUUGGUGUGAUGAGAAUGCCAUUCCCUACCCCUGCUACAAUCCCUCCAACUCAAGCGCCUCAAUUAGGUGUAAAACCUCCUACGCCAACGGAUGCGAUAAGAAUAGCUAUCGGAAGGGAAUACAAGCCAGAAGAAGAAGAAAAAGCGCCCAACAAGCCCACUUCCGUGGGGAGAGAAGAAGAAAACGAAUGGAUGCUAGGAAGGACUUUAUUGUUGGAAGAAGCUGUUCCAGAGGAUCUGAUCAGGCUUUUACAUCAUCUUGGGCCGAGGUAUACUGGUAAUCUGCAGGAGCCUCUAGGCAAAUUCCUCACUUAUGAGGGUGCAACAUCAAUCAACAUAUAUUUGAGUAAUCUCGCUCGAAUAGGUAACGAUAAAAAGAUUUUCACCCAUUCUUCCAAUUCAAUUCUCGUAAGAGCUAUAAGAUCCGGUCCCGCAAUACCGGAAGAUAUUAUCCUUCUAUCUUUAGCAGCAAGAGAUUAUGACCCUUCUCUCGGAGCGUGUAUAAAUGCUGGUGUGCCACAUCCAGUACGUGCCAAACAACUUAGGCAUGGUACAGCUAGUCUUGUGGGAAACGUUAGACCGUUCUCAGCAGUCUUCCUGGACGAAAGUACAACUUCCGUUGGAGGCGGCCUGGUCCUCCUCAAGUUGAUUGAUUUGAGUAGGACAAAAGAGGAAUUGACAGCCACCUUAGGAAUGUUGAGGGACAUGAUCAGGGAUAGUUGGGCAGCAAGUGAAGAAAUGGAACGAAUUCACGGAUUUGACCUCCUUGCUGCUAUUCUUCGACCCAAAAUGUCCCAAUUGUUUGAUGAGCAGUGUGCGAAGAUAUUGCUUUCUAUGUUGGGUAUAAACAUGGACAAACCAGCUACUGCCACCGUCCACAACUCUGUCGCUUACCGAGCGAUCGGAUUGGAAUUCGAACUAUGGUCUUAUGCCUCUGAUGAUGUCGUGAGGUUCUAUUUGAAACACUUUGAAUACCUACUAUCGACAUCCAAACAUAAACGUUUCAACGUAUUAAGAACAUUUCAGAAAUCAGCUGUAGUGAAGAAGAUGCUGUAUGCGCUGAGGUCAGGUCUCUUUGACCUGGAAGUCGUACCAGAUGUAGUCGAUGCUCUGAGACUGGCUCUUGAUGCUAGAUGGAGCGGUGAAGACGCCAUUAAACCUGUCUUCUCGUAUUUGGUGUCUGCGUUGUGUCAAAACAACAUGUCUUUCACUCUAAAUCCUGCCAGUGAACCACCUCCUUAUCAAGUCCCCGCCGCCUUAAUACUCAGUAUGGUUGAUACACUCUGUUCCGACAAAUCGCGCUUGAAGAAGUUAAAUAAAUCACUUGCUUUACAUCGAUUAUUGGUCAUUUUCCUUUCCUCGAAUUCAUCUUAUUAUGUUGUUAUACCAUGCCUGGAACUGCUAGAAAAGUGUAUAACGACAUCUGGUGCAGACAAUUUCCAGAGAUCGUUUGAAUCAGAAGGUGGAUUCGCUCUUUUAGCAACAACACUGGCUCCCAUUUGGCGAUCAGAUAUACAGACCAUGGUGAUACGCAUAAUGCUCAGUGAAGGUGAAAGUGGUAAACUGCAAUCGCCGCAUAUGGCCACUUGUCUACUGACUGCUUUAGAUUAUCUACUUCAGCAAGCUGGGGAUAGUGAGGAACCAGGUUUCGUACCUUCUUUCCAGGGUAGGAGGAAGUCUAUGACUUCAAUUCGAUCAUUCAGUUUCGCUACUUUGACAGCAGAUGAUACUGGAGAUGAGGACGAUAACAGGCUCGGUCUGUUACUUAUUGAGGUGGCAUCCCUUUUUCGUACUUCAUCUGGAUUCAGAAAACAGAUUAAUGCAAAGAAAAUCGAAGCUCUGCUGCCGAACAUGGCCGAUUUUGCUGCUGUCUCGGGUGGAUCAAAUGGAAAACCUGAAAUCAUAAAAGCACAGAGGGAAGCUGCAGUGGAAUACCUACAAGUGUUGAUUGAUUUAGCUGAAUUACCCAUCUCUAUGGUCAAUCAAAUGAAACUAAUCAUUGAACAAUUGCAAACUUCGACAACUUCCCCCAAAACAAUGUCAUCUUCAUUCAUCAUGUCACCGCCUUCGCCUCGGAUAGGUGGAUCAUCAUUCUUCGGUCAAUCACUCACCAGCAGGUACGGAUCUUCACCCAUUAGUACGCCGGGUAUCGGUCCUGGUGCUCCCAGAAGAAGACCUUCAGUAGAUAUGCCCGGCUUCACUAAAUCCAGACCAAUAAUGGAUAAGAGAAUACCUCUAAAAAGAGUCAUCACAGGUGAAUCGAUUUUAGAAGGUGGGAAAGACAAGAAUGCAGCUUGGAAAAUGAUCAUCAUACAAACGGACUCCCAAAGCCAUUCGAAGAUGACAUUAGAGAGGAAAGAGCACUGGGAGAAACUUUCUCAGAUCGACUGGCCAAGACAAGCUGCUUCGUUGAGAGCAGAGAACGGAUUAUGGCCGGAGCAGGAAGACAAAGUCACUUGGCGUUUGGAUGGUAGCGAAGGGCCUCUGCGAAUGAGGACUCGCCUGGAACGAAUUACCAAUCUUCCCGAAAAUGGGGUAUCCCGCACGCGACAUAAAUUGCGAGAUGCCAUUCCAUCUGUGGAUGAGCUUUCUUCUGCGGUUUCUCGGAUGAAUGUCGCGCCUUGGGAAGAUCCUUUUGCGCUAGCAUUAGGAGAAACAGAUCCGAUAGCAGAAGAAGAACCUUUCUUGCUUCCUCCCGCGCCAUCAGGAGGAGUAGCUACGCCAAAUGGGUCAAACUCCAAUCAAGCUCCCAGUGUGGCUUCCGAAGAAAAUGCGGAUAUCGAUAGUUUUGUUGAAGUGGAAGAUGAUAAAGACGAUAAGAUGAGAAGAAUAGCCAAGACUUUGCAAGCUGGUGAUGUGGUAGAAGAAGCUCAUAACAUUGUUCGGAUCGUUGGCGUGGAUGCUUGUCCUGGUUUACUGAUUCUCGGCAAAAAGAACCUAUACCUUGUUGAUGGUUUGGUCCAAACUGGUGAUGGCGAAGUAAUCGACGCGAAAGACGCUCAACAGGAUGUUUUAUCUAUCCCUUCGGGCACUUUGGCAGGUUUGGACGCAGGUGACCAACAAAGUCAUCGAUGGUCAUAUACCGAGAUAGUGGAGAACAACAAGCGAGCUUUCCUCUUCCGAGAUGUAGCGCUGGAACUCUACUUUUCGGAUAAACGAAAUUUUUUGAUUGUCUUCAAGGACAGAAAAGAACGUCAAGCAGUUGUUCAAAAGAUCGGUACAAAGAAUGACCAUAGAGAUGCAAUAUCGAGAUCCGUCAUUGGCAAUUUUGUGGUCGACACGGUCACCAAAGCUAUCGAUAGAUCUGAGCAACAACUAGAAGCUUUGAUGAAGAAGUGGCAAAGUAGAGAAAUUAGUAAUUUCGCGUACCUACAAUUGCUGAACCAAUAUGCAAAUCGAACACCAAAUGACGUUACGCAAUAUCCCGUGUUUCCGUGGGUAUUAGCAGAUUACACUUCCGAUAUACUUGAUCUCCGAUUAGAUAGCAGUUUUAGAGACUUCAAAUGGCCGAUGGGAGCCCUUACUCCUGGUAGAAGGGAAGAUGCUGUGGAAAGAUAUAGUGCAACGGAAGGAGUAGGAGAGAAACCUUUCCAUUAUGGUACUCAUUAUACUUCUUCGAUGAUUGUCUGUGGUUUUAUGAUCCGUUUGUCACCAUUCACCGAGAUAUUCUUGGCGUUACAGGGAGGUAAUUUCGAUCUCGCAGAUCGUUUGUUCUCAAGCAUACCACGAGCCUGGGAGUCAGCUUCGGCGGACAAUCGAGGCGAUGUCAGAGAACUUAUUCCUGAAUUCUUUUACAACGCUGCAUUCUUGCGGAACUUGAACCAUCACGAUUUCGGAAGAAAGCAAACUUCUGGCGACCAAGUAGAUGAUGUUGCUCUGCCAUCCUGGGCAUUGGGUGAUCCUUUGCUUUUCAUUCACAAACAUCGUGAAGCACUCGAAUCAGAUUAUGUUUCCCGUCAAUUGAAUUACUGGAUCGACUUGACUUUCGGAUAUAAACAACGUGAUCCAGCAGCUCUCAACUGUUUCCAUCCGUUAUCGUAUCGAGGGGCCGUGGAUUUAGAGAAUAUAGAAGACGAAAGUGAAAAAGCAGCAUCCACAGCUAUAAUACAUAACUUCGGUCAAACACCUUUACAAAUCUUCAAACAACCUCAUCCACAUCGAUUUGUAGGGGGAAGAAGUUCAUUGCCUGUUUCAACAAGAUUUGGUGUUGCAGAACAUUGGCAGCUACUAUUCAGAAGUAUUUUACCUAUCUCAGAAUCAAUAGUUCCGAUAGAUGAUAUUGUUCCUCCUUACGGAGUGGAUACCAAACCCAAAUCCACUCAAAAAUUCAGAUUGAUCGUACCGGGUCAUCAUCAUUUAUCGCUACAAUACGGAUUCACGGACGGCUCCAUACGAAUAUAUUACCAAGAAACACAAGUCAAGCUUAUUCAUCUGGUGGAAGGUAUCUUCGCUGUUGACGCCAUCUUCGCAUUGCCUACUCUCCUGGUCACUGUGUCGGGUCAAGGUGUCUUGACGGCCUGGCGACUCACAAUUAAAUCAGGUGGAUAUAGACGAGGAGAAGCGACUUUGCAAAGGGAAGCCACACUUCGAGGUCACGUAGGGAAGAUCACAUGUCUUGCUGCGAAUACUUCUUGGAGUUUACUUGUUAGCGGAUCAGAUGACGGAACUGCCCUUGUAUGGGACACGAAUAGAUUGCGAUAUACUAGAACACUGCAAACUGGAAGAAAAGAGCCGAUCAAAUUCUGUGCGAUUAAUGAAGCUGAUGGUCACAUAGCUCUCGCAUCUGCUCGACAUCUCUACCUCUUCUCACUCAAUGGCUAUCCUAUAGCUUCAGCUACCGUCGAAGAGUCCGCUCAAGCUUCAAACGCAUCGUCCUCCUCCGCUGAAACAGAUUAUCAGGUCCACUUUACUGGUGGAAUCUCAUUCUUAAACAGAGAGUUCUUGAGUUCAGGCGUAAUGUUCGUCACAGGAGUAGGAGCCAAAGUUGUCCUGUAUCAAUGUGUACCAGGACAAAAGGAAUGGAUGUCACCUCAAGACGAAGUGACUAAACCUUGGACUCUGAUUGAACAGGGGACAGUUUCAAGGUCAGAUGAUCAUCUAAGUGGUGACUGUUGUAUGGUGAAAUUCAUGGGGGAAACCUUGUAUGCAGCUUACCAGCCUUCAGAUGACAAAGUCAAGUAUAGCUUAUAUCAAUGGUCUUUGCCUGAUGGACCGGCAAGACAUGUAGCGGAAAAUGUAUCCCACAACUGUAUGGCUCAAGCAUGUUCUAGACAUUUCGGAUUAUUGGAACCGAAACGACAUUGUGGUGGUUGUGGUGGGGCUUUCUGCGGUACACACGCUCUCCAUGUUGAGACGUUCACAAUGAGAUAUUGUGAUAGCUGUAGGUUACAAUUAUCAAUAGCGUCAGCACAAGGCAUCCUGCGAUCUGGACGAGGAUCUUUAGCGCCUCCAUCAAGAGUUGCUUCAAGACGGAAUUCACUUGUAGGACAUUCGAGAAGACCAUCGGGUGAUGUGAGAGCCCCUAGUCAACCGCCGUCAAGGAGAGGAUCGGGUGAUAAGAAUGCUGGAGCUUCAAUGCCUCAUGCAUGA